AAAUUCAAGCAACUACCAAGCAACUUCCAUUGUUGUCCUUUUUCCUUCCCUUUUGCUUCAAUUCAUACGCUUCCCCUGUAUUUUUGUAUACGUAAAUAAGUGCACGUCCUUAUACACUGUAAAAAGUACACUCAAAAUACCAGUUAAAUCAAGUGUAUAUGUCAGACAACCAUAUCCGGGGACGAUUUCCGGCAAGCCGGACAGCUAGGAACAGAGCACUAAAACCGUCGCCGUCGGGUCAUCGGAGGUAUACGCCUGUGCCAGUGAAGCGCCGAUCAUUGAAGCAGCAUAGUAGGGAUACUAAUUAUAGGACGCUAGAGAGAUGUAAAUCAGAGCCUUGUAUUUUGAAAAUUGGAGUCAUUGACUUUGACGAUGAUCUCGGCCGGGAUGUGACGGCGCCGUCGUUAGAAAUCCUUUUGCGGCCACAAACUUGUUCGGACAUAUUCUUGUCUCCUGAUUAUCAUAAUUCUGGAUCUCCGCAGAGUUUUCAGCACGGGUAUGAGAAGGAGGCAAAAGUUGUGGUUAAUGUAACAGUUGAAGGUAGUCCAGGACCAGUGCGAACCAUGGUCAAGUUGGGAUCUAGUGUUGACGAGACAAUAAGACAUGUCAUAGACAAGUGUAGUGAAGAAGGCCGCACUCCUCGGCUUGAUAAAAAUGCUGAUUCAUCGUUUCAAUUGUACCAGUCUUACUUCAAAGCUUGAGUAAUACAGAUGUGAUUGGAGAUGUUGGAAGCAGAAGUUUUUAUCUUCGAAAAAGUUAUAGUAGUAAUGCAAGUAACCAAGAAAUAGCAUCAGAGAUUGCUCCGGUUAAGGCAAAUUCACAUCCACUCGUUAUUUCCCAUGGAUUCUUUGGUCGCAAGAUAAAUAAAAUAAUUAGAAGAUCAUGUAAGCUAUGGAAAAUCCUUGGUUGCAUGCAGUGUUCUGGAUGAUCCAGAAUUUUAUAUUAGUGUGACUUGUAUGUACUACUAUUGUAUGGUAGAGUAGCAUGAGUAUUAGAUUUGCUACUCAACUUAAAAGAAUUUUAAUAUAAAAUGAAAAGAUAGACAA
Messenger RNA from Nicotiana attenuata, 1046 nucleotides. RefSeq lists its product as uncharacterized. Bases 159 to 701 code for a protein of 180 amino acids. The record is from RefSeq and is a predicted model, not a curated record. The transcript is spliced from 3 exons. Lineage: Eukaryota; Viridiplantae; Streptophyta; Magnoliopsida; Solanales; Solanaceae.